Vigna angularis (adzuki bean) is the source of this 1611-nucleotide messenger RNA. Its product is annotated as probable serine/threonine-protein kinase PBL3. The transcript is spliced from 6 exons. Bases 236 to 1465 code for a protein of 409 amino acids. Lineage: Eukaryota; Viridiplantae; Streptophyta; Magnoliopsida; Fabales; Fabaceae. Gene Ontology annotation, biological process: protein phosphorylation. Gene Ontology annotation, molecular function: ATP binding; protein kinase activity. The record is from RefSeq and is a predicted model, not a curated record.
CAUCCCAUGUUCUGUUCCCCACGCAUAUUAAUAAUACCUUACCACCUUCUUCUUCGUUUUUCUUUCUAUGUUGUCAUAAUUUUCUUCCUCUCUUUCUCUCUCUUUCAACCACCCAACUAAACAUCUUCCACUCUCAACUUCCUUAGAAAUUGCAAACUUCAAAUCCUUUCUUUUUUUCUCCUUCACUCAUUCUCUGAAAAGUGUUGCGUAGAACUGACAAUUGUGGCAGGGCCUAAUGGGUAACUGCCUAGAUUCUUCUGCCAAAGUUGAUGCAGCUCAGAGCUCCAGAUCCACUUCUGGAAUCUCAAAAACUACACCUUCUAUCUUAUCUAUUCCAUCAUACAGUGAAAAAAGCAACGCCUUAAGUCUGCCCACACCAAGGUCUGAGGGUGAAAUCUUGUCUUCUCCAAAUCUCAAGUCCUUCACAUUCAACGAGCUGAAGAAUGCCACCAGAAAUUUUCGGCCCGAUAGUCUUCUCGGUGAAGGGGGAUUUGGAUGCGUCUACAAAGGAUGGAUCGACGAACACACAUUUACAGCUUCAAAGCCUGGAUCAGGAAUGGUCGUUGCUGUAAAGAAGCUCAAACCUGAAGGUUUUCAAGGUCAUAAAGAAUGGUUGACUGAGGUUAACUACCUUGGACAACUGUACCACCCUAAUCUGGUGAAAUUAAUCGGUUACUGCUUGGAGGGAGAGAAUCGGCUAUUGGUCUAUGAGUUCAUGCCGAAAGGGAGCUUAGAAAACCAUCUGUUUAGAAGAGGACCGCAACCACUGUCUUGGUCAGUGAGGAUGAAAGUGGCUAUUGGUGCUGCUAGAGGACUCUGUUUUCUUCAUAACGCCAAAUCACAAGUCAUAUACCGUGAUUUUAAAGCCUCUAACAUCCUACUUGAUGCGGAGUUCAAUGCUAAACUCUCUGACUUUGGUUUAGCCAAGGCGGGUCCUACUGGUGAUAGAACUCACGUGUCUACUCAGGUGAUGGGCACUCAAGGAUAUGCAGCACCUGAAUAUGUUGCAACUGGAAGGUUGACGGCGAAAAGUGAUGUGUACAGCUUUGGAGUUGUGUUGCUUGAACUUCUAUCUGGAAGAAGAGCUGUUGAUAAAACAAUAGCUGGUAUGGAGCAGAAUCUGGUGGACUGGGCAAAACCAUAUUUGAGCGACAAAAGAAGACUGUUCCGGAUCAUGGAUACGAAGUUGGAGGGGCAGUAUCCGCAAAAGGGUGCCUUCAUGGCUGCCACACUUGCCCUACAAUGCCUCAACAGUGAGGCCAAAACAAGGCCUCCAAUGACAGAGGUUUUAGCCACUCUGGAACAGAUAGAAGCCCCCAAAGCUUCAUCCAGAAACUCUCAUUCCGAACACCACCGUGUUCACACCCCUGUCAGAAAGUCUCCGGCACGCAACCGCUCACCGCUAAAUCUAACUCCUACUGCAUCCCCUCUUCAUGCUCACCGGCUAUCGCCUCGUGUGCACUGAGAUUUCAUCGUAAAACAUAUCCGUAUGUAUAUUCCUUGUUUCUAUCAGCUUGUCUUUUCGACAGUAAAUGCAAUUUUGCCAUGUUAAGUAGAAUCAAUACUUAACACCAUUUAUUCCAAAGUAAUGUUAAGUUUAUAUUCAUUUUA